AUGGAUGAAUACGUGGGCCUGCCCCGGGACCACCCAGAGUCGUACCACAGCUUCAUGUACAAGCACUUCUUCUCCCACGUCGACAUUCCUCCCGAGAACAUCAACAUUCUCGAUGGCAACGCGCCCGACCUGGCCGCUGAAUGCGCCGCCUACGAGGCUAAGAUUGCGCGAGUGGGCGGGAUUGAAUUGUUCCUUGGAGGAGUCGGUCCUGACGGGCACAUCGCCUUUAACGAGCCUGGGUCCUCGCUGACCAGCCGGACCCGCGUCAAGACGCUCGCCUACGACACGAUCCUGGCCAACUCGCGAUUCUUCGACAACGACGUGAACAAGGUGCCGCGGAUGGCGCUGACGGUGGGCAUCCAGACCAUCAUGGACGCGCGCGAGGUGGUAAUUGUGGUUACGGGCUCUCACAAGGCGCUGGCCCUGCAUCACGGAAUCGAGGGAGGUGUCAACCACAUGUGGACACUGUCGGCGCUGCAGCUGCACCCGCACCCGCUCAUUGUGGCGGACCGUGAUGCGACGAUGGAGCUGAAGGUCAAGACGGUCAAAUACUUUGAGUCGAUCGAGCAGGCGGGCACGGAUGCUCGGACCCAGGGACCUCCGCUGGUGUAUCGACCCAGGACAUACGUUCCGGCGCCUCUGGGGGCUGCUGUCGUCAAGCCACCGCAGGCGCCGAGCAAGGUUCCGAAAGACCUGAAGAUCGAUACGGAGCUGCACCGGUCGAUGGAGGAGGACGAGCUGACGCCGGACAGCAUGUCGUCGCGAAUGGUCGACUCUGGGAUUGGGGGGUUGGACGCUGCUCUGAAGGGAGAUAUGUUUUUUGACCGGAUGGGAUCGAGGGUUGCCACUGCGUAG
This is a messenger RNA of Rasamsonia emersonii CBS 393.64, 855 nucleotides long. Its product is annotated as Glucosamine-6-phosphate deaminase. Gene Ontology annotation, biological process: N-acetylneuraminate catabolic process; carbohydrate metabolic process; N-acetylglucosamine catabolic process. The transcript has 2 exons. Gene Ontology annotation, molecular function: glucosamine-6-phosphate deaminase activity; identical protein binding. Lineage: Eukaryota; Fungi; Ascomycota; Eurotiomycetes; Eurotiales; Trichocomaceae. The record is from RefSeq and is a predicted model, not a curated record. Gene Ontology annotation, cellular component: cytoplasm. Bases 1 to 855 code for a protein of 284 amino acids.